This is a messenger RNA of Perognathus longimembris pacificus (Pacific pocket mouse), 1047 nucleotides long. It is a transcript of the gene Asmt, whose product is annotated as acetylserotonin O-methyltransferase. Gene Ontology annotation, molecular function: O-methyltransferase activity. Bases 1 to 1047 code for a protein of 348 amino acids. The record is from RefSeq and is a predicted model, not a curated record. NCBI's taxonomy places the organism in Eukaryota, Metazoa, Chordata, Mammalia, Rodentia, Heteromyidae. The transcript is spliced from 8 exons.
AUGGACCCGCAGGACGCGGAGGCCGCGCGCGUCAUCGACGGCUACGCCCGGGGCUUCAUGGUCUCCCAGGUGCUGUUCGCGGCGUGCGAGCUGGGCGUGUUCGACGCGCUGGCCGCCGCCCCGGGGCCCCUGUCGGCCGAGGCCCUGGCCGCCCGGCUGGGCUGCAGCGCGUCGGGCACCGGGCGGCUGCUGGCGGCCUGCGCGGCCCUGGGGCUCCUGGACUGGGACCCGGACGCCGGCGCGUUCGCGUGCACCCCGCUGUCGGCCGCGUACCUGACGUCGGGGUCGCCCCGCUCCCAGCGCCCGAUGCUGCUCUACCUGAGCCGCAGCCCCUACGCCCUCUGGGCCCAGCUGCCCCACGCCGUCAGGGAAGGCCGCAACCAGCACCUGCGGGCCUUCGGGACGCCGGCCCACGACCUCUUCGCCGCCAUCUACCGGGCGGAGGACGAGCGCCUGUCCUUCCUGCGCGCCCUGCGGGCCACGUGGCGGCUGGAGGGGCGCGCGGUGCUCACGGCCUUCGACCUCUCGCCCUUCCGCGUCGUCUGCGACCUGGGCGGCGGGUCGGGCGCGCUGGCGCGGGCCUGCGCCUCGGUUUACCCCGGCUGCACGGUCACCGUGUUCGAGGCCCCCGGCGUGGUGCGCGCGGCCCGGGCGCUGCGGGCCGAGGAGGCCGAGGCCGAGGACGUCGAGCGCCGCGUGGCCUUCCGGGAGGGCGACUUCUUCCGCGACCCCCUGCCCGAGGCCGACCUCUACGUCCUGGCGCGCGUGCUGCACGACUGGGACGACGCGCGGUGCCUGCGGCUGCUCACGCGCGUGCGGCGGGCGUGCCGGCCGGGCGGCGGGGCGCUGGUGGUGGAGGCGCGGCUGGACGAGGGCGGGCGCGGCCCCCUCCCCGCGCUGCUGGCCUCGCUGACGAUGCUGCUGCAGACCGAGGGCCGCGAGCGCCCGGCCUCCGACCUCCGCGCCCUCUGCGCCCGCGCCGGCUUCCGCCGCGCCCGCGACGCGCCGGGGGGCGGGGCCUACGGGGCCGUGCUCGCCCUCAAGUGA